UCGCAAACCAGGGUUUGCCCCCCCAAACACGGGGUUUUGGUUCUUGGCACCCAGAAAGAGGCUGGACCAGUGAGACCAGUGACUAUCAAUCCACACCAAAAACAAAAACAUUUCAGAGGGAUACUAGAGGGUUCAACCCGCGUUAUUUUUUCACGGGGAAAUCACGGGUCCACCACGGUUUCGUCACGGGUUUGGCCAACGUUUCCCGGGUUUCCAGACUCAAAAGGACAGAGAAUACAUAUAUAAGAUAGUGAUAGAGAGCUGGUUUUGUGGAAGGCCGGUGAUUCUGGACUUUGCCCUUCUGCAUGGGUGAAUAUAUGUGUGUUGUUUCUUUUUCCCCCUCGGGAUCCCGGUUCCUGGACCGCAAAUCCGAGAUUGAGAUCAAUCGAGUCGUGAGGCUCGGGAGAUGGAUGGAUGGAUGGAUGGAUGGUUCGAGCUGCGUGUCAUCUUCUUUCAUCUCGAGACGAGAGUGGUGAAAAACACAUCUCGUUGAUUGGAAUUGAUUGGACCUGUCCAAAGCGACUCUUCAUAAAGACUCCUUUGUAAAGCAAAGCUAAGUUUAAGAGGGUUUGGGGUGUCCAACACUAUAGUUAUCUAUAGUUGGCUGGGUUUGUCGAUUUUGAGAAAACCCUCCAAACAGCUCUUCAGUGCAUACUAUACUGUAUGAGAAUGAGAAGAUAUUGAAACAAUAAGUAAAAAAACAACAACACAUCCAAACCGCUCACUAGUACAGAGGGAGAUCAUUGCUGUAUUAAUAUUUCAAGAAAUGAACGGAUACCCGUAUUGGUCGGGCCACUUAGUCAUGAAAGAGUUUGGAUCAAACACAUGCACUUACUGUGUCUUGCCUUGUAGCACCUCUUAUUGUAUAAUCGAGCCCAAGUAGGUGGACGUCCUUUUGCCGGGAUUCGCGUUUGGGCCCUCGGGGGCUGAUGCGGCUUCCAAGGUGUUAAUGGACGUUGGCGCCGAAAAAAUGUUCAGGCCGAACAACCUGGAGCUGGGACCGGAGGAGACGGGUCCAAGACCUUUGGACUCGCUCUCUGGCAAGCUGGGCUUUGCGCCGCCAGCGCGCAGCUACACCUUGCGCGCGGGCUGCCGGAUCCAGGUCUUCGACUUGAAGCGGCAGACGGAGCUCAACGGCUCCAUGGGAGUGGCCUUAGAGUGGGUACAGCAGAUUGAGCGCUGGAAGGUGGUCUUGGAUGAUGGGUCCUCCUUGUUGCUCCGUCCGGCCCACCUCACUGCCGUGGGGAAGGGCUGGGACUCCGCCUCGGCACAGACCUGUGAGUGAGGCUGAAGAGGGCCAAGCUUCUUUGCGUAGAAGCAGCGGGAGCACUGGAGCUGAUCACAGCCGUUGUGUGUAGAGCCGGCG
Durusdinium trenchii is the source of this 1366-nucleotide messenger RNA. The record is from the annotation of a GenBank genome assembly. NCBI's taxonomy places the organism in Eukaryota, Dinophyceae, Suessiales, Symbiodiniaceae.